GACGGGUUUGAUUACUUUGUUCAAACUUUGGUAAACGAUUGGGAUCCAUUAGGUUAUCGUGUUUUUUGGGAAAACACUUUAUUACUGGAGCCAGAUAAAGCAACGUUUGAUUCACAGAAAGGUGGUCCGGCGCAACACCAUCUCUCUGUCGCUAAUCGUAUUCUUACAGGGAGCGACGAAGCAAUUUCAAGAGAAAAUGAAGACACAUUUGAAGGAAAUUUACCAGAAUUUAUAUUUAAUACUACUCAAGAGACAAAUCAAAAUGCUCAGUUUGAUUCUGUACCAUGCAAACGCUCUUCUGAUGAUGAUCUUAAUCAAAAUUCGAUGAGGAAUGUACACGUGGUUUGGAGGAGAAGAUUGGGGAAAUUUGAAAACGGAGGUUUCAGAGAAGAUAAAUUUCAAAUGAAAUUAGCAAGACUAAAAUCUCAUUUUACCGGACUGUAUCUAUGCAUUAAAUCAGAUAAUUUGACCUAUGAUCCCUCCUUAGAAGACGAUGACUAUAACAAUAAUGAUGAUAGACACUGGGAAAAUCUUUCGAGAGAAAAAUUAGAAAAGAUGAGGAAAAUGAUGACAAUGAGAAUUUUAGUCUUGGUCAACGGAGCGAAAUGUUAG
Messenger RNA from Entrophospora candida, 612 nucleotides. NCBI's taxonomy places the organism in Eukaryota, Fungi, Glomeromycota, Glomeromycetes, Entrophosporales, Entrophosporaceae. The record is from the annotation of a GenBank genome assembly.